UCCCGCCCUCUCGCUGCGCUCGGCUGAGUCAGUCAGUCUGUCGGAGUCUGUCCUCGGAGCCGGAGGAGCGAAGGGGCUUCUGAGAGCUUGCUGCUCGAUAAUUUUCUUUCCCCUCCCUCUCUCCCGCCCCACAUCUCUCUUCACCCCUUUCCUGCCCUUGCUCGCGCAGCCAUGGCGGAACCGUCGGCGGCCACUCAGUCCCCGUCCGUUUCCUCGUCGUCCUCCGGGGCCGAACCCUCAGCGCCCGGCGGCGGGAGCCCUGGAUCCUGCCCCGCCCUGGGGGCGAAGAGCUGCGGCUCCUCCUGUGCGGUGCACGAUCUGAUUUUCUGGCGAGAUGUGAAGAAGACUGGGUUUGUCUUUGGCACCACACUGAUCAUGCUGCUCUCCCUGGCAGCUUUCAGUGUCAUCAGUGUGGUUUCUUACCUCAUCCUGGCUCUUCUCUCUGUCACCAUCAGCUUCAGGGUCUACAAGUCUGUCAUCCAAGCUGUACAGAAAUCAGAAGAGGGCCAUCCGUUCAAAGCCUACCUGGAUGUAGACAUUACUCUGUCCUCAGAAGCUUUCCAUAAUUAUGUAAAUGCUGCCAUGGUGCACAUCAACAGAGCCCUGAAACUCAUUAUUCGUCUCUUUCUGGUGGAAGAUUUGGUUGACUCCUUGAAGCUGGCUGUCUUCAUGUGGCUUAUGACCUAUGUUGGUGCCGUUUUCAAUGGAAUCACCCUUCUGAUUCUUGCCGAACUGCUCAUUUUCAGUGUCCCCAUUGUCUAUGAGAAAUACAAGACCCAGAUUGAUCACUAUGUUGGCAUCGCCCGCGAUCAGACCAAGUCGAUUGUUGAAAAGAUACAAGCAAAACUCCCUGGAAUCGCAAAAAAGAAGGCAGAAUAAGUACAUGGGAACCAGAAAUGCAACAGUUACUAAAACACCACUUAAUAGUUAUAACGUUAUUACUUGUACUAUGAAGGAAGUGCUCAGUGUCAGCUCGAGCCUGCAUUCCAAGCUUCUUUUUCUUAAUUUGGUGUUUUCUCCCCUCCUUUCCCUUUACCCUCAGUAUCAAGCACAAGAAUUGUUGGACUAAAAAAAGAACUGAUAUCUUAGGACCCAAAAGAAUAAAGAGAGAGUCAAAUUAAUAGGAUAAAUCAGUACCUUAAUGGUGGUGGAGCUUUUACUUGUAGCUUGAAAAGGGGAGAGAUUGGAGGUCAAGGAGAAAAUGAAAGAUAAAGCACUGCUCUUGGACUCUGCUAUCCAGUUCUCAAGGACUAGUCUUACACAGCUUCCCAUCAGAGUUUUACCCUUAUUUUUAAGUUAAAUAAUGAUUAACUUAUGAGGAAAUUAUCUGGGGACAAGAGUGGGAUUCCUUACCAUGGGGUUUCUGGCAGCCCUCUGAUCCCAUCUUCCUGCCCCACAAUGUGAGCAGCUACUCCUAAUAUUCUUCUUCUUCACGUAAUGCUAUAACUUCCAACUCUAUGAAUAACCCGUAGGUGAUAAGUUCCUGAUUCCCAGAAUGCCAUCUGGGAACCAAGAAUGGAAAUGGAAGGUGGGGCUGGGACGACCCUCCCCUCCUGCUCACCCCUAAGAAAGGAAAGUCUCUGCCAUUUGGGAGGGUGGCGCCUGCGUCUAUUCUCAUAGGCACCAGUUCCGAGCUUUAGUUUGAGAACUCAUUCCUGAAUGUGCUUUCCUCCCUCUUCCCUGCCCACCUCACCUCGAGUUUAAUAAAUAUGGUUGUACUUUUCUUAUUAUGAAAUAAAUGUCUGUAACUGCUGUACACUGCUGUAAACUUGUUAGAGAAAAAAAUAAUUUGCAUGUGGGCUCCUCAGUUGUUGAGUUAUUGUAAUCCUGUCUCAGUCCAUGGUGGGGGGAACAUUCUCAAGAGGUGAAUACAGAAACAUAAAAGGCCUUUUUUGCUUUUAUCUUUUCUCCGCAGCUUCCUCCUUCACAUGCUACAUCUUCAACUUAUGCUCAUCAUUGUAUCCUAAGGACCAAAGCCAAGCUGGCUUGAGAGGAGAUUUUGUGUGUGUUUGUGGUUAAGAGACCACAAAUUAGUGUAAGAAAGUAUGUUCUGUGGUUCAUACGGAGUUUUAACUUUGAGGCUAGCUUAUGGGUGUGUGUUAUGUUUUGAGGGUUCCUUUCAUCCUCAGGCACAUUAAAUGUCUCAGCACCUCUGUCCUGGCCCAGGGUGCUCCUUUUGAGUGUUUUCCAAGAAGUGUUAGGUGAGGGCGACCAGGCAGGACCAGAUUGUGUGGAUGGGCUCCGUGUGCAAUUAAAAGAUAAACAGAACAACCCAGACAGACAUCAGAUGGAGGGGGGUCGGGAAUCUGAUUCCUGUUGAGACAAGUGUCUUUCUCCCUUUCCAACAUGAAAAUUCAGUCGACUUGAAAGAAGUCAUCUGUGAGUUCCUUCAGGUUGUAAAACUUGGUGUCAUGGUAAUCCAGAGGGAACGUGUGCUGGUGACUUUAAAGUAAGGGCUACAGUCUUUGACGGUCCCAAAGCACUGCAACUCUGUAGAAGGUAGUGGAAGUUUUCUUUCUACUGUUUUGGAAAAGUGACUUCAGCCAUUUAGAUGGGUAAAAGGUACCCUUGCCUUACUCCAUUUUCCUAUUUACUUAGCUCCCUUUCCUUUUUAACGUUUAAGCUGAUUUCACAUUGUCCAUCCUAUCUUAUGCCCUCCCAAGUAGUCAGUGCACUGAUCGACUUUUUGGGCUUCCCCUCCAAAGGACUCUUUUCUGCGCUGGAAGCCUCCACACCUAGCUCUUUUGUUUUGUUACUGCUGUGUUUAGGUAAUUGGACAGAUCUUUGUGCCACACAGGAGUUUUUGUUUUUGUUUUUUAAGAAAAACCUAUAGAUGAACUAUUACUAAUGAAACUGUGUGCGUGUACGUGCGUGCAACAUAAAGAUACAGUAGCACCUAAGGAACUUGAAUCUUGGUUCCUGUAAAACUGCAAACUGAUGUGGUAUUAAUUAAAA
This is a messenger RNA of Callorhinus ursinus (northern fur seal), 2955 nucleotides long. RefSeq names its product reticulon 3 (gene RTN3). The record is from RefSeq and is a predicted model, not a curated record. Gene Ontology annotation, biological process: endoplasmic reticulum tubular network formation; brain development; neuron differentiation. NCBI's taxonomy places the organism in Eukaryota, Metazoa, Chordata, Mammalia, Carnivora, Otariidae. Gene Ontology annotation, cellular component: postsynaptic density; neuron projection; endoplasmic reticulum membrane.